This is a messenger RNA of Daucus carota subsp. sativus, 1115 nucleotides long. RefSeq names its product peptide methionine sulfoxide reductase A3. NCBI's taxonomy places the organism in Eukaryota, Viridiplantae, Streptophyta, Magnoliopsida, Apiales, Apiaceae. Bases 47 to 811 code for a protein of 254 amino acids. The transcript is spliced from 2 exons. Gene Ontology annotation, biological process: cellular response to oxidative stress. Gene Ontology annotation, molecular function: peptide-methionine (S)-S-oxide reductase activity. The record is from RefSeq and is a predicted model, not a curated record. Gene Ontology annotation, cellular component: cytoplasm.
CUCUAUCACUAUAGACACAAAAUCUAUAUCUAUCACCAACAAGAAAAUGUUACUCACGAGAACCACCACCUCGUCACCACCCACUCUAAUCACCUCUCUCCACCGUCUCUCUCGCAAACCAUCUCUCUCCCAACCCAUAUCUCUCCCCACAAGACCCAUCUCUCUCCACACCUCCCCCACCAUGAACUUCCUCUCCAAGCUGGGCUUCCGCUCAAACCCACCCACCCAAAUCACCCACUCAUACCCGUCCGACCCAUCUUCCUCCCCCGCCUUACAACCCGACCCGGACACUCCGGGUCCGGGUCAGCAAUUCGCCCAGUUCGGAGCCGGGUGCUUCUGGGGCGUUGAGCUGGCGUUUCAGAGAGUGCCUGGUGUGAGUAAAACUGAAGUGGGCUACACUCAGGGGGUUGUGCAUAAUCCGAGUUAUAAUGAUGUGUGUGAUGGGACUACGAAACAUUCGGAGGUGGUUCGGGUCCAGUAUGACCCGAAUGAAUGUAGUUUUGGGAACUUGCUUGAUGUGUUUUGGUCUAGGCAUGAUCCCACCACUCCUAAUCGUUCCGGAAAUGAUGUUGGAACACAAUAUCGUUCUGGAAUAUACUACUACACAUCAGAGCAAGAGAAGGAAGCCCUAGAGAGCAUGGAGCGACAACAGAAGCUCUUAAGCCGGAAAAUUGUUACUGAGAUUCUACCUGCCAAAAUGUUUUAUCGAGCCGAGGAGUACCAUCAGCAAUACCUCGCCAAGGGGGGUCGACUCGGUCGUCGACAAUCAGCUGAGAAAGGCUGCAAUGACCCUAUCAGGUGCUAUGGUUAAGUUUUUAAAUCCAUCAUGAUUGCAGCAUGUUUAUAACCCUGACAAUAUGGUUGGCUUAUAAGUUGGACUAUACUACUGUAGUAUCUAUUUAUACAUUACGUCCUGAAGAUUGCUAAAUUUUAUGUAGCUUCUAGCAUCUAGGUAUACAUGGUUUUAGUUGCAGUUUUCAUAUACCUGAUGUGUAAAUUGUCCAACACCAAUGGCUAGCGCCUUGAGUUUAUGUAAGAUUGUAAUUGGGGCAAACAUGACUUUUGUUUUCUUUACAACUUUUUCAGUUUCUAUGUACUUCUUGGCGCCGGCUUAA